Meleagris gallopavo (turkey) is the source of this 1844-nucleotide messenger RNA. The record is from RefSeq and is a predicted model, not a curated record. NCBI's taxonomy places the organism in Eukaryota, Metazoa, Chordata, Aves, Galliformes, Phasianidae.
AAAAAAAAAAAGACAUUUGAGCUAUAACUGAUACUGUUGUUCUGACUUGCUGGUAACUUAGGGUCAUGCUGCUUGUGCUCUUAGGAACUAGACUGGGGUACUGGUGGGGUGAAAGUAAACAGUUUUCUUCAGCUUAACGAUAAAAAAUACAAUUUCUAAUUCGGAACACUUUAUUAAAAACUUCAUAAAACGAUUUAUCAGUAUUUAUAACUUUAGAUCUAUCUUUGCAAGACUUCUUUUCUAUACUAUGCUUUAAUUAAAAACCUUGGAAGCGUCUCCUCCCUGUUCUUUAGACUCUAGCAAUAGAAUGGGUUGUGUUUUCUUCUGUAAAAAUUCUUCCUCCUGCAUUAAGUCAUCCACUCUGUGGAGUUUGACCUUGCUUAUGUUACUGGUAUGUAACUGUUGUGUUCUGCAGUUGCCUUUUCUGUAACUAGAAAAAUGAACUGACUGAAGAGAAGUAUGGUUGCAUCUUCCAAGAGAUGUGGACUGGCUUAUUUUCAGAGAUCAUGAGAGGUUUAUCUUCCAGCAUUUUUCAGUCUCUCUACCCAAAAAGUGGAAAUCACUGUGGUAAUUUCAACUAUGAACUGUUGUUCAUGAUUGCCUGAAGUAUACAGCUUAUUGUUUUUACAACUAUAGGGAAAAUCAUGAAAGGUAAUGUUAGAAGUAAGGUUGCACUGUAAUUUCUUGCUAACACUAUUAAAAUAUCAUUUCCUUAGUAGUGAGACUUGGCCAUGGCUUCAAAAUUUCUUUGUGGGGAAAUAUAAAUUUUCUGCUAGUCUUUACAAUAGCAGCAUCCCUAAGUAAAAAGUGAGAAAACAGCUGAUGAGAAAGUGUUAUUGCAGUUAUUGUAAACCGACUGAUAAAACCAGUACUGUGGGAAGAGUUACAUAGAAAUAUAUUUUGAAGUGUUUAACCAGGUGUAACUAACCUCUCAUACUGAGUACUUAAACUAAUAGAUACCUUUCUGUAUUAGGUACCAGGUCAUCAGUACCCCAACUGACAUUUUCAUGGUGAUGGAAUACGUUUCAGGAGGAGAGCUGUUUGACUAUAUCUGUAAAAAUGGAAGGCUUGAUGAGAAGGAAAGUAGACGUCUGUUCCAACAGAUCCUUUCUGGUGUGGAUUACUGUCACAGGCACAUGGUAGUUCACAGAGAUCUAAAGCCCGAAAAUGUGUUGCUUGAUGCACACAUGAAUGCCAAGAUAGCUGACUUUGGUCUAUCAAAUAUGAUGUCUGAUGGAGAAUUUUUAAGAACAAGCUGUGGUUCCCCUAACUAUGCUGCACCAGAAGUAAUUUCAGGAAGGAAGUAGAGGUAUGGAUAGAAUUAGAGACGACGUCUUCUGCGAAGUUGAGUGGCCAUGAAAUAUCCGCUGCAGAAUGGAUAUUCAGCCUGAACGUAACUUCCACUUUUUUUGGACUGUCAUUGUCAAGUCUAUUGUUUACAGCUACCCUAAUAUCAUCUGUUGUUGACGGUAGGCCAAAUGUCUUUUUUUUUUUUUUUUUAUCUGGGCUGUAGCAUAGAUGUGGUAAGUCUGGGUAAAUAGUCUUCCCUUGAAUUUUUUCAGCAUCUCAGAUUUGGAGAAUAGAUAGAUGACCUUGUUUUAGUGUAAUCUGUGCAACAUGUAACACAGGCUUCUUGGUAUUAGAGGCAACUCUUUUUUUCAGUUGACCGUUGUCUUAAAUUGUCUUUGUAGAGUAUUUAUACAUAGUAAAGGGGAAAACUACAUACUUGCUUUCUAGCUUUCUGUAUGUACUUGAAAAAGGGGAGAGGUGUGGCAUGUAAGCCAGAAUGUUGUAGUACUUGCAGAUUAGUUGUCCCUAAGUUUGUGCAGUUAUUGUAAAAAAAA